AUGUCACUCGUAACUCAGAUAUUAUCACGGACUUUUUUUUAUUGGUUGCAAGGGAUGUUCAGUAUUUGUUGUUAUUAUUAUUUAUGGUACUCAGGUGUUAUUUCUAAUAUUCAAUUUGUUGAAAAUAUUCAUUCGAAUAUUAUGGAUGAUUGUGAAUGUUUGUUAUUGGAUUCAAACAAUCAACCUUCUUCUUGUACACAACCCAAAUAUACAAUUGUUGAAAAAAAAUCUAAAGCAAUUUGUUGGUCAACAUUUGGCCUACCGGCCAAGAUAAUUGGUCCUAAUAAAUAUGAAAUAAUUAAAAACUUUGCUUCAUGUAAAUCUUGUUUUCAAACGUAUUCCUAUUCUUCAAGCACAACUACUAUGUCUAAUCAUAAAUGUUUAAUUUUAUCAAAUAAAAAUCAAUCAAAAAUAGAACCAAUACCAUUAAUUAAAUCAAACAGUUCUACACUAAAUAGUGAUACAACAACAACAAGGGAUAGAACUAAUUCAGUUAAUUGUAAAUCUCUUCAAAAGCAUAAAUGUUUAAUUACUUCUGCCAUUAGUGAUUGGGUAUGUUCGAAUACUCGUCCUAUAAAUAUUGUUGAAGAUAUAGGCUUAAAAGAUCUUAUUGAACAAUGUAUCAAAACAGGUUUCGAUUGUGGUCCAGUAUCUGCUUCUUCAAUUUUACCUUCUGCUCGUGAACGUUGUCUUACUCUUUCACCUGAUCUAUGGUCAGAUCGAUAUAAAAAAACAUCAUAUUUAGGUUGUACUGCACACUGGGUUGAUAGUCUUUGGAAUUUAUAUUCUUUCAAAUUAUUUUGUUUGCCUUAUAGGCAAUCUAAUAAAACAGGUGCAAGUGUUUUAAAAGCUUUAGAAGAAGGUUUGUCCAUAUAUGAUUUAGUUCCAUUUAUGUCAGAUAUUAUAUGGGUGUGUGACGGUGGUAGUAAUCUUCUUAAAGCUUUAGAGAAGUUUACUGUUGUUCGUUGUACAGCUCACCUUCUUAACAAUUGUUUACAAACUAUUUUUUUUCAAACAAAUGCAUUGAAGUUCAAGAAACAUAUAUUAUUUUCUGAUCAUUUUUAUGAUAAAUCGGAAGAUGAGGGUGAUCUAGAUAGCAACAGUGAAGAUGAACAAAACGAAGAUGCUUUUGACGAUGAUGAAAUUAAUGAUCAACAAAAAGCAUGUAUCAAAUAUAAUUCUACAGUAUCAAAUAAAAAAGCUAAUGCUAUUUCCUUAAUUUCACAAUUAUCAACUGAUGCUAAACGUAUUUUAAUUACAAUCGUUUAA
Molecule: messenger RNA, 1269 nt
Organism: Rotaria sordida
Lineage: Eukaryota; Metazoa; Rotifera; Eurotatoria; Philodinida; Philodinidae
Source: the annotation of a GenBank genome assembly